Cornus florida is the source of this 716-nucleotide messenger RNA. Its product is annotated as probable carboxylesterase 2. The record is from RefSeq and is a predicted model, not a curated record. Lineage: Eukaryota; Viridiplantae; Streptophyta; Magnoliopsida; Cornales; Cornaceae. Gene Ontology annotation, molecular function: hydrolase activity. The transcript is spliced from 2 exons. Bases 1 to 687 code for a protein of 228 amino acids.
AUGGGCCAGAAACUCAAUUUUAACGACUUUGGGCUGGAGAUUUUUCCUUCCACACCACCUGAAGACCCUCUUCCCACUAUAUAUGAGGACUCAUUGGUUGCAUUACAAUGGGUGGUUUCCCACCGGAACGGUGAUGGACUGGAGGAUUGGUUGAACCACCAUGAAGACUUGGGAAGACUUUUUUUAGCCAGUGUGAGUGCCGAUGCUAACAUAGCUCAUAAUGUGGCAAUGAUGGCCGGAGGCGUCGGGUCCGGGUCCUGGCCAAAAGCCGAAAUUCUUGGUGUAGCGUUGGUCUAUCCUCACUUCUGGGGGUCGACUCCUAUCGGGCCGGAGGCAUUGCAUCCGGGUAAGGAUGCAAUGUCUCAGUUGUGGCCCUUUGUGUGCCCAUCAUCACCAAAUAACGAUGACCCGCGGAAUAACCCGGUGGCGGAAAGUGCCCUAAGCUUGAUGGGGUUGGGGUGUAGGAUGGUGCUAGUGUGUGUGGCUGAGAAGGAUUUGUUGAGGGAUAGAGGAUGGGUGUAUUAUGAGGCAUUGGGUCGUAGCAGGUGGAUGGGUGUGGUUGAGAUCCAAGAGACAGAAGGAAAGGACCAUGCAUUUCAUCUGCAUAAUUUGGAGUGUGAGAAAAUAGCUGAGUUAUUCAAAUGGUUAGCAGCAUUCUUCAGCAGGGACAUACCUCAUUUGCUUUGAUAUCCAUGCACUUCAAUGUAAUAUCACAA